Messenger RNA from Cheilinus undulatus (humphead wrasse), 825 nucleotides. RefSeq names its product NK3 homeobox 3 (gene nkx3.3). The record is from RefSeq and is a predicted model, not a curated record. Gene Ontology annotation, biological process: cell differentiation; regulation of transcription by RNA polymerase II. NCBI's taxonomy places the organism in Eukaryota, Metazoa, Chordata, Actinopteri, Labriformes, Labridae. Bases 1 to 732 code for a protein of 243 amino acids. Gene Ontology annotation, cellular component: nucleus. Gene Ontology annotation, molecular function: RNA polymerase II cis-regulatory region sequence-specific DNA binding; DNA-binding transcription factor activity, RNA polymerase II-specific. The transcript has 2 exons.
AUGACAUUGAGUUUUUCUCCCUUCUCCAUUAAAGACAUCCUCACCAAACGUGACUACCGGGGGAAGUCCGGUACGUGGAGAGGAGAGCUCGGCGAACCAAAGCGCAACAACGAUGGAAGCAGAGUCCCGGAUCUGUUUGAUCUCAACGCGGAUGAGAGCAGAAACAACCAGAGGGGACUUCCUGCUGAUCUCAGGCUGUCUGUAGGAAAUCUACGACCUGAUAGUUGUAGUGAGGAGUCUACAGGAGAGGACACGGAGCACAGACAAGAGCAGCAUCAGCGCCUUCAUGAGCAGCAGAAUGACGCAGGAGCAGCUGAGGGGGGAUUUCAGCAGAGCAGGCCCGGCACUAAGAAGCGCUCCAGAGCGGCCUUCUCUCACGCGCAGGUUUACGAGCUGGAGCGCCGCUUCCACGCGCAGAGGUACCUCUCCGGUCCUGAACGUGCCGACCUGGCAGGAGCGCUGAAACUCACAGAGACCCAGGUAAAAAUCUGGUUCCAGAACAGGAGAUAUAAAACCAAACGGAGGCAGAUGGCGGCCGAGCUGGCAGCGAUCGGACCGCCGAGGAGGGUGGCGGUCAGAGUGCUUGUGAGGGACAAUGAUAGGCAGCAGCAUCAGCUGAAUGGACUACACUUCCCAGUGACUGCACCUCUGUAUCAGCCGUACUACCAGUGUGUGAACUACCAGUGUGUGAACUACUGCUGCCAGCCAUGGAGCAACAACAGCCUGCAGUGAACAACUCCACUCAUUUAGACUGACUUAAAGCAGCAGCUGCUUGAACUGAAGUUAAAAGAUGAGCCUUACACCACUUUCUAGAAACGGACUCAG